Tachysurus fulvidraco (yellow catfish) is the source of this 1016-nucleotide messenger RNA. RefSeq names its product RNA binding protein fox-1 homolog 1. The transcript is spliced from 11 exons. Gene Ontology annotation, cellular component: cytoplasm; nucleus. Lineage: Eukaryota; Metazoa; Chordata; Actinopteri; Siluriformes; Bagridae. The coding region runs from base 124 to 762 and encodes 212 amino acids. The record is from RefSeq and is a predicted model, not a curated record. Gene Ontology annotation, biological process: nervous system development; regulation of alternative mRNA splicing, via spliceosome. Gene Ontology annotation, molecular function: mRNA binding.
GCAGCACAGACAGACAGCCAGCAACAGACGCAGUCCUCCGAAAGCACGGAAAACAAGACGCAGCCGAAGCGACUGCACGUCUCCAACAUUCCCUUCAGGUUCAGAGAUCCAGACCUCAGGCAAAUGUUCGGCCAAUUUGGUAAAAUCUUAGAUGUUGAGAUCAUUUUUAAUGAGAGGGGCUCUAAGGGUUUUGGUUUCGUAACUUUCGAAAGUAGUGCUGAUGCGGACAGGGCGAGGGAGAAAUUACACGGCACGGUGGUAGAAGGCCGUAAAAUAGAGGUGAACAAUGCGACAGCACGAGUAAUGACAAACAAAAAGACAGUCAACCCUUAUGCAAACGGCUGGAAGUUGAAUCCUGUAGUAGGUGCAGUCUACAGCCCAGAGUUCUAUGCAGUGCCAGGCUUCCCGUACCCAGCUGCCACGGCGGCUGCAGCCUACAGAGGGGCGCACUUAAGAGGGAGAGGACGCACCGUGUACAACACGUUUAGAGCAGCGGCUCCUCCACCACACAUCCCAGCGUACGGAGGUGUCGUGUACCAGGAUGGAUUUUAUGGUGCAGAUAUUUAUGGCGGUUACGCUGCCUACCGAUACGCCCAGCCUGCCACAGCUGCAGCUGCCGCCUACAGUGACAGAAAUCAUUUCGUCCUCGUUGCGGCAGAUGAAAUUUCUUGUAACACCUCUUCAGUUACGGACGAGUUUAUGCUGCCGACCCCUACAACCACACACUUGCUCCAGCAGCCACAUACAGCGUUGGUGCCAUGAGCUAGAGAGCGAUGCGGAGGCGAGAAAGAAGGACACAAUCUGAUAAAAGCGCAGCUUCUUCCAGGCUUCCGGCGCACAAAGGUUAUGAAACGGAUCUCCAGCCGGAUCGUCGAGGUUGAAGAGUGGGAGAAGCUCCGAAAAAUGAGUAGGAGCCGAUUUUCAGCGAUCGUGGUGAACUUUGCUAAAAAUAUCUCCGGGUUUAUUUUAUUUUAGAAGAGAAACAAAACUUUUUCUCAUCAAGCCAGAAGGGAAGA